Molecule: messenger RNA, 3498 nt
Organism: Trichosurus vulpecula (common brushtail)
Lineage: Eukaryota; Metazoa; Chordata; Mammalia; Diprotodontia; Phalangeridae
Gene: ABHD1
Product: abhydrolase domain containing 1
Exons: 9
Coding region: 1764-2816 (350 amino acids)
Biological process (GO): medium-chain fatty acid catabolic process; medium-chain fatty acid biosynthetic process
Molecular function (GO): acetylesterase activity; monoacylglycerol lipase activity
Source: RefSeq, a predicted model, not a curated record
UGCUUAGUAAUAAAUAAAUCUUACUGAUAUUAUACAUCAUAGGAUAUACACUUGAGGAGUUGUUGCUUUUCUGAGUAGCAGUGAUGGACUUGUACUAGUCCAAGCAUACUCUCACCUCCUUGUGAUCCACAGCAUACAAUAUGGCCAUGGAACACUUAACUAGGGUGAAGCUUAUAGUCUAUAUAGGAAUCAACCAUUACAUUAUUAGCACUCUAGGAUAAUCAAUCAACAAGCAUUAAUGAAGCACCUAUUAUGUGCCAGGCCAUUGUGCCUCCUUGCAAACAAAUAUGAAAGUUUCAGAUAGCUUCAAGCUUCUUAAGGAGCAUAGCAGAUCUCAAUGGCCAUUAAAUCAGUAUGAUCUCCCUACCCUCUAACGCUGCCUUUCUGAUUACUGCAGUGGUCUGAGAAUUAUUUGUGUUGUACGAUUUCCUAAGUCCUGCACCAGGGUUGGGAUGGAUGUUUCUGAGCCUGAAGCAUUUGGGCUUUCUUCUCCAUACACAUGCUUUCUGAUUGGCUCAGACCUCAGCCUUCACUUGCUGCUAUGGGGAAUAUAUGGGGUAGCAUGUAUGAAGAAUUGAGAACUAUGUUUUUAGUCACCUUGGUUGUCACCUUCAUAUUAUUCCUAGUGCACCUCUCAUGACCAGGCUGACAGCUAUGGGACAAACGGCUAGGAUGACUCCCUGAGGACAACCCAACCCUAAAGGAAUUCUACCAACACCUACUGUUUAUCCUUAUGUGACCUGUUCAUGACCAUUUUUGAAAUUCUGCUUACCCUAGAUUAGUUCAUCAAGAGGCUUCAGCUCCCUUUGACAGGCAGUGGGCACGCCUAGUGCUUAGACUUAGAGUUAGGAAGACUAGGGUUCAAAUCCCACCUCAGACACUUUCUGCGUCAUGGGGAAAAAUCAUAAUCUCUCUCAGCUUUGGUUUCGAUUGUAAGGAGCUAAGAAUUGUAUCCAUGUCACAGAAUUGCUAUAAGGAUCAAAUGGACAAAAUGUAAAUGGUGCUCUACAGACUUUAAAUGCUAUACAAAUGUCAGCCACUAUUGUCUUCUAUCCACCUAAAACCCACAAUGCUUUUAACUGCUCUAGGCCACAUAAAAUCAGUCUGUAACUUGAAUAGAGCUGACCAUCUGGGUUCCCAUCAUGUGUGCGGGUUCAUUUCCCAGAACCAGGCCAAGCUGGGGGCUCAAUGGUGCUGGAGAGGUGGAAGAACAUCUCCUUGUAAACUUUUCUGUGAGCAAGUGUUCCACAACUGGUUUGUAUGUUAUCCACAAACUCUGUAAUUAGCUUAGAGGUAAGCAUGUGUCUGUCUCUGUUCCCUGAAAUCCUGUACCAGAUUGGUAGCCAGCUGCUGGGAUGCUGGAGCUGAUAAUCAUCACUUGGAUGUCUGUUCUAGUCCAAUGGAAUACAGUGCUGGGUUAUCCCUGAUCUGAGCAGCCAUUGGCAUUAUGUUGGGGUCACCCUUGGGGUAUAUGCAUUCCAGGGAAGAUGGAAGAAUCCAUUUUUUGGUUGGGCUUGCUCCAUCACUCUGCAAGUGAUUUGGGCUCCUACCAAUUUUUCAAACUGGGAGUGUAUGGGAGCUAUCAUUAAACCAGAGAAGAUCCCCUCACCCCUACAGGUUCAGCCUGGUCAAGACCACAUUUACGGAUCAAGGCUCAGAGCAUACUAGCCCCUGGGGAUGGAUAAGGAGCAAUUCAUCUGAAGCCUCGGCUGGUGGCUGGGCCCCAAUUCCGGGCCUUCCUGAAGCAGCACUGCCCUAUUAUUAUGGAAACAUUCUACCCUACGCCAUGGUGUUUCGAAGGGAGGCUUCAAACUGUCCUCCGAGUCUUUGUGCAGUCCCGGCCCCCUGUCUCCUACUGGAGUGAGGUGCUCCAGACACCUGAUGGCGGACAGCUGCUGCUAGAUUGGGCCGAAGAACCUGAGAAUAGCCAAUACCCUGACCCUGUCAACCGGCCCACUGUGUUACUGCUCCCGGGCAUCACAGGCAGCAGCCAGGAGACCUACAUCCUUCACCUAGUAUACCAGGCCACUCUAGAUGGCUACAGGACUGUCGUGUUUAAUAACCGGGGCUGCCGUGGGGAAGAACUGCUGACCCACAGGGCCUUUUGCGCUGGUAACACAGAGGACCUGGAGAUAGUUGUGAAUCACAUAAAGCACCAGUAUCCACAAUCCCCACUGCUGGCUGUAGGAAUCUCACUAGGAGGGGUCCUGGUGCUGAACCACCUUGCACAGACAGGUAACGCAGCAGGGCUGGUGGCAGCACUGACCCUGUCUGCAUGUUGGGACUCCUUUGAAACCACCCGCUCUCUGGAGACGCCACUCAAUGCACUGCUCUUCAACCAGCACCUCACAGCUGCACUCUGCCGAUUUGUGGGACGGCAUAGGAAGGUGAUCGAGGAGAAACUGGAUGUGGACCAUGUGCUUAAGGCCCGUACCAUCCGCCAGUUUGAUGAGCGCUACACCACACUGGCCUUUGGCUAUAAAGACUGUGACACCUACUACCAUUCAGCAAGCCCUGGAGCCAAGGUGGAUGCAAUUUGUGUCCCUGUGCUCUGUCUCAAUGCAGCAGAUGACCCAUUUUCCCCACCUCAAGCUUUCCCACUACAGGCUGCUACACACUUGCCACAUGUUGCACUGCUGAUUACAUCCCGGGGUGGCCACAUCGGCUUCCUGGAGGGGCUGAUCCCAUGGCAGUACUGUUACAUGAGCCGCCUCUUUCACCAGUAUGCUGCCGCUGUCUUCCAGCAUGCAGGGGAACUGCAGGCCCUCAGCGAAACCCCACCUUCCAAGGAAGGCCAAGGGCUGACCGACUCCUAGGAGAAGAGCCAUAGAUCUCAGCUCAGCUUCCCCUCAUUUAUUAAAUCUUAACUUUUACUUGUUUUGACUCAGUGAGGUCCCUUCUCCUCCCCUUAUGGUUAGGGAUGACCGAAACUUACUGCAGCCAUAGCCAGGCUGGCUAGCUGUAGGCCAGGUGUGUCUGUCUUCUGCUCUGGACACUAGGAAUGCUUUCUCCCCCUUCCUACCAUUUUCUGUAAACUUCCAUAUCUCUUGUUUGUAUUAUUUGAUUUGGCUAGGCUUCAUUCACAUAGGCAGAGAGAUGCUAGUUAAUGGCCAGUGCCACUGGAAACCAACCAGAUGGGUUGGGAUGAGAACUUGGAGCUUCUGAUAAAACCCGAGAUCUUUACUGGCUUCAGAGUUGCCCUAGUAUGAAGGUGAUGACAUCCCCCACAUAGUAACUAGGAAGACUGACAGAACUCAGGGGGGCUGGGUGUGCUGACCAAGGGCAUCUUUUCCAAAAGAAGACUGUUGACCCCUUCUCCACCCUUUUCCUCCUCCUAGUGUGGUCUGAUGAUUAACCCACACUCGAGGUCCUGGAGACAGACCUUGCUGUUUCCUUCCCCUGCUGCCUCCCAAACUCCUGCUUGUUUCAUUUUAAGCCUUAAGCUUCCCCUUUUGUGAAUGAAAAUUCAACAUAAUAAAAAAACCUAUUGUUGAGGCA